AUGAAUGGCUCUCCGACGGCCGAAGACACCUCAGAAGAAAACACCUUCGUAUCUGUCUCGACGACGUUCUAUCCCGGCGCCCAGAACGAUGCCCAAUCACCAGAUCUGACGCUUUUGUCGUCGGAUUCGGUCUUUUUCUACGUCCAUACCCACGUAUUGCUUGGAGUUUCGAAUAACCGUUUCAACUCUCUCAUUCCCUUAUCCACAACGUCCACGGCGAAGGAGCAGAACGUGGUCAUACAUGUACCCGAGACAGCUCCAGUCCUCAACGUCAUUCUGCAUACCACGUAUCGGAUGUCCUGUAUGCACUAUUCACCCUCUUUCGACACACUGGUGACUGCAGUCCAUCAGUUCCCAGUAUAUGGUGUCGACGUCGUAUCUCAUAUAUCACCAUCCGCACCUCUUUACUCCCAUCUUCUGUCGCAUGCACCUCUGUUCCCCAUUGAUCUAUAUGCAUUGGCAGCAUGUUACAAUCUGUAUGAUCUCGCUGUUUCAACCUCACCCCAUCUGCUUUCAUAUCAUCUUCCUGGACUCACGGAUGAGCUCGUGGAUCAAAUUGGUCCAAGGUAUCUUAAGCAACUGUUCUUUUUGCACAUGGGGCGCGCCGAUGCACUGAAGCGAUUACUACUUCCUCCCCCUCAUCCCCAUCCCCCGACUCCUUGGUGUGGCUUCGAGGAACAGAAAAGGUUAUCCCGAGCAUGGGCGCUCGCCUCUGCGUAUCUCGCCUGGGAGGCAAGACCCGACCUUUCCACAAACACGCUGGAGAAUGCCCUGGGUCCUCUAGCAGAGCACCUUUCGUGCCCUGCCUGCAAAGAGGCGCUCACCGUGCGUGUGAAAGAUCUCGUCAUCCAGUGGAGUAUAGUCAAACGUACGAUCUAA
This is a messenger RNA of Guyanagaster necrorhizus, 879 nucleotides long. RefSeq lists its product as uncharacterized. Lineage: Eukaryota; Fungi; Basidiomycota; Agaricomycetes; Agaricales; Physalacriaceae. The transcript has 3 exons. The record is from RefSeq and is a predicted model, not a curated record. The coding region runs from base 1 to 879 and encodes 292 amino acids.